CUUUUUAAGGUAUUAGCAAACGGUGUGAAACUAGAAAACAUGUUGGUGACAUCUUCACUGUGUCUUAGUUUGCAUGUUUGCAUAUUUUGUUGUUUUUGUUAUCUGAAAAGUUUACAGUAACUCGAUCUGCACUGUGAGGACUGGUGGAACCAGCGUAAAGUGGAAAAGCUGAAAGGCCACAUUCACUGCAGGAUCACACUAGUUUCAGCUGGAAGAGAGAGAGAAAAUGGCUCAGGAAGGAGUUCAGCUGGACCAAGAAACCUUCUCUUGUUGCAUCUGUCUGGAACUACUGAAGGAUCCGGUGACUAUUCCGUGUGGACACAACUACUGUAUGAAGUGUAUUAAUACCCACUGGAAUGAAGAGAACCAGAAGGGAAUUCACAGCUGCCCUCAGUGCAGGAAGACUUUCAGACCGAGACCAGUCCUGGAGAAAAACACCAUGUUAGCAGCUUUAAUGGAGGUGCUGAAGAAGACUGGAGUCCAAGCUGCUCCUGCUGACCGCCACUAUGCUGGACCUGAAGAUGUGGCCUGUGAUUUCUGCACUGGAAGGAAGAGGAAGGCUGUCAAGUCCUGUUUAGUCUGUCCAGCCUCUUACUGUGAGAAUCACCUUCAGCCUCACUAUGAUGUACCUCCAUUAAAGAAACACAAGCUGGUGGAGCCCUCCAAGAGCCUCAAAGAGAACAUGUGCUGUCGUCAUGAUGAGGUGAUGAAGAUGUUCUGUCGUACUGAUCAACAGUGUAUCUGUUAUCUCUGCUCAGUGGAGGAACAUAAAGGCCAUGACACAGUCUCAGCUGCAGCAGAAAGGACUGAAAGGCAGAAAGAGCUGGAGGUGAGUCGCCUGAAAAUUCAGCAGAGCAUCCAGGGCAGACCUAAAAAUGUGAAGCUGCUUCAGCAGGACCUGAAGGACCUCAGUGUCUCUGCUGAAAUAACUUUGGAGAAGAGUUGGAGGAUACUAGAGACGCUGGCUCGUCUCAUCCACAACAGUGACAGUGUGCUGCAUGGGCAGAUCAGAUCCCAGCAGGACACUGAAGAGAUUCAAGUCCUAGAGCUUCGGACGAAGCUGGAGCAGGAGAUCAGUGAUCUGAAGAGGAAAGACGCUGAGCUAAAGCAGCUCUUAGAUACACCAGAUCACACCAAGUUUCUCCACAACUACCCCUCAGUGUCAGCACUCAGUGAGUCCACACACUCACCCAGCAUCAACAUCUGUCCCCGGAGACACUUUGACCACGUGCCAGUUGUUCUUAUAGAGCUCAAGGAAGACUUACAGAAAAGUUUGAGGGACGCCUGGAGAAGCAUCUCAGAGAUAAUCUGUCUGCCGGAUCUUUUAGUACCAGAACCACAACCAAGGGCCAUGCAUGAAUUCCACAGAUAUUUACGUGACAUUACUCUGGAUCCAAACACAGCAUUCAGAUCAUCGGUUUUAUCUUGCGGAGACAGAAAAAUAUCACUAGUGAAUCAAGAUCAGGGUUAUCCUGAUCAUCCAGACAGAUUCACUGAAGAGUGUCAGGCUCUGAGCAGAGAGAGUCUGACUGGACGUUGCUACUGGGAGGUGGUGUGGACAGGACAAUGUUUAAUGGCAGUCGCAUACAAAAGUAUCAGCAGAACAGGACAUGACAGUGGAUUUUGGUACAGUGACAAAUCCUGGGCAUUAGAAUGUUUUGCUAACCGUUUUCAGUUUUGGCACAACUGCAAACAAACCCCCGUCUCAGGUCCUCUGACUGGCAGAGUAGGAGUUUACCUGGAUCACAGAGAAGGUAUUCUGUCCUUCUACAGUGUCUCUGACACCAUGACUCUCCUCCACAGAGUCCAGACCACAUUCACUGAGCCGCUACAUGUUGGACUCUGGACGGAAAAAUCUGUUGAGUUUUUUCUGCUGACUCGUUUUUUAGGAUAGAAGACAGACUACUUCUCUCCAAUUAAGCUGUUUAUUUAGUAAAUAUCAGUGUCUCAAAAGAAUCUUCUACUAGGACAUUUUCUGUUUGGAACAGCCUUCCAGAAAGUCUGCUGUGAACAGAGCAUUUUAUUCAGUAUGGUGAAAUAUGAUUGGUUAUAGAACACAAAUAUUGAAGUGCGAUUGGCUAAAGGUGGGGAUAACUGUGGUUUAGACUCAGUUCUCCCAUUAGCUGGUGCACAGAUAUGUCCAUAUCUCUUGGUACACGAUUCAUCCAAUCAGCAGGAGCCACACCCUGUGAAAAGAACCUCCUGCACACUUUUUCCCGUUUUCUGCCAGUUUGUAUUACUCUAUUGUUAGCUCAGAUAUGAUGCAGCCAUUAGUGUUAUCUCAUAGGAAAGAUUAUUAUGGCUUCCUCCCUUAAACAACAUUGAGUUUGCAGUUCCACUCAAAUUAAUUGUUGCAUUAUGAGAAAAUAAGAACGUGCUGUGUAUCAAGGCCAAAACUUUAUCUUUGUUAGUGUGUGUGCCCUUGUAGCAGAAGCUGUAACUUUCAAGCCUGACCUGUCUGUGUCCAUCAUGUGUUUUACCCUUCAGAGCCAGGGGUUAAUGCUGUCUAUUCAGGUCAACACAACUCAUACAUUAAUUACACAGCAAAUGGUUAAUAUCAAUAUUGUAAUACUUAUAUGUGAUAGCAAUUUCAGUGUUCAGUUAGUAUGUUAAACAAAUCUAACAAGAUCUUUAAACGGAGAUGAACUCACAUCUCUCACAGAUUAGGGGGUUAAAUCAGAGAUUCGGCUCGUGAUGACUUAUUUUAAACAUGAAAACAUCAGCUUCUGUGUUUUGAAUGUCUGAUGAACAUUUGUAUGGAUCUGUUCGUAUGCUGCAGUUUUUCUUCCUCUUCAUGAACCUCAGCAGAGAACUCAGCAGACCUUCUUCCACCACAGAUAUUUUAUUUGUAAAUUUGUGAAGAAAUCUUGAAUUGCAUUUGUUUUGAAUGAUUAAAAUGAUUACGUGAUCUACAGCUGAUAUGUUUUCAACCUGUAGUUAUUCUGUUUGGUUUUUUUUGACGAAGAAAUCGUUGAUUAACUGAGGUUCUGGGUUUAACAGACGGAUUGUGUUGAGAAUUUUACUGUGAAAUCAGCAAACAGUAAUGUUUUUACGUUUAAUGCGUGAAUAAACUGUUUUUAUUUAUGAAUAAAGCUGAUUUGAACCUUG
Molecule: messenger RNA, 3108 nt
Organism: Acanthochromis polyacanthus (spiny chromis)
Lineage: Eukaryota; Metazoa; Chordata; Actinopteri; Pomacentridae
Product: tripartite motif-containing protein 16-like
Exons: 2
Coding region: 227-1894 (555 amino acids)
Molecular function (GO): zinc ion binding; protein binding
Source: RefSeq, a predicted model, not a curated record